Molecule: messenger RNA, 4692 nt
Organism: Rattus norvegicus (Norway rat)
Lineage: Eukaryota; Metazoa; Chordata; Mammalia; Rodentia; Muridae
Gene: Kcnh2
Product: potassium voltage-gated channel subfamily H member 2
Biological process (GO): transmembrane transport; potassium ion transport; monoatomic ion transport
Cellular component (GO): plasma membrane; membrane
Molecular function (GO): voltage-gated potassium channel activity; monoatomic ion channel activity
Source: RefSeq, a predicted model, not a curated record
UUACCACCUCUCCUGGACAGCUGGGCUAGGGACGAGGGGAAGGGAGAGGGUCAGAGGCAAGGAGACUAACCUAGGGAGCUCCAGGACAGGAAGGUAAGUGGAAGGCUAAGGCUGGUGGAUAGGGUGCUCCUGAGACCAUGUGACUUUCCACCUCUUUCCACCUCCUCCUUCUUCCUGAGUUCCCUUUUCAUGUGCCAUUGACAGCAUGGCCUGUCACCAUCCUCCAAGGUGCAUUAGUUAGUCUAGGUGUCGGGCCCUUCAGAAGGAAUGUGACCACCGACCAGAAGGCAGGGAAGUCAGAUGAGUAAUGGGAACCUUGGUUGAUGAUGAUCAACAAGAGAUGGCAACCUGCCUGGGUCCCUAUGAGAGGAUCAGGACGUCACUGUGCCGUUCUGAUUCAUCAAGGAGAAUUUCUUGCAGGCAGGACCCUUGUCUUGGUCUUGGAAGAGUCACUCACCUUGAGUCUACCUCAGUUCAGAAAUCAACAUGGAGAGCAUUGGACUGUGUAUUCCUGAGAGCCUGAGGGAGCUGGUGGGAUGAUUUGGCCUGCUCCAAGGACUCUGGGCGAUGGAGAGAAGGAGUCAAGAAUAAGGACAAAGAAAGAUCUCAUAGCAGUGUUUCUUGGUCUCUGGUGAGGGAUCAGGGUUCCUGAUUCCUGCCAGGUAGUCCAGUACUUUCAUGACAUAGAGGACUGUGUGCUUAGACACUGGCAGUCCCCAAAAUGCUGUAAAGUUUUGAAACUCUUAAUUUCAAGUUGCAUAUUUGUGGAUCCACACAGUGCCUGGAGACUAAAGAGGACAGAGACAAGAUGGAUACAGUAUGCAGUUGUCUCUAGUGUCCUUAUGCCAGGUGUUGCACAUACAAGAUGGAUACAGUAUCCAAUUAUCUUUAGCGUCCAUAUGCACAUACAAGUGUCGACAUAAUGAAUCCUUGCAACUCUUGGGAGAAUGGCUACCAUUCCACUCUGUAGGUGAGGAAAAACGAGGCACAGGGAUGUUGAACAGCUUUAGAACUGGGGCUGAAGCAGGAGAUGCUGGACUAAAGGAGGGAAAAGUACAGGCACAUUGAAACAAUGGGAACAUGGAGGAAGAAAUGGUCACAAGCUGGAGAGAGAAGGGAGCUGCUUCCUGUGUUUGGUGGAUGUGGUGCCCGUGAAGAAUGAGGAUGGGGCUGUCAUCAUGUUUAUCCUCAACUUUGAAGUGGUGAUGGAGAAGGACAUGGUAGGGUCGCCAGCUCAUGACACCAAUCACAGGGGGCCCUCUACCAGCUGGCUAGCUUCUGGCCGGGCCAAGACCUUCCGCCUGAAGCUGCCUGCCUUGUUGGCACUGACUGCCAGGGAAUCGCCCAUGCGGACAGGAAGCACGGGCAGUCCUGGAGCCCCCGGGGCAGUGGUGGUGGAUGUGGACCUGACGCCGGCAGCACCCAGCAGUGAGUCCCUGGCCUUGGAUGAGGUUUCUGCCAUGGACAACCAUGUGGCUGGACUUGGGCCUGCAGAAGAGAGGCGAGCACUGGUGGGCCCAGCGUCUGCUUCACCGGUAGCCAGCAUCCGAGGCCCUCACCCGUCCCCUCCAGCUCAGAGCCUUAACCCUGACGCCUCUGGUUCCAGCUGCAGUCUGGCCCGAACACGCUCACGGGAGAGCUGCGCUAGUGUGCGCCGGGCGUCUUCCGCAGAUGACAUCGAGGCAAUGCGGGCUGGGGCGCUGCCCCCUCCGCCCCGACAUGCUAGUACAGGGGCCAUGCACCCCCUGCGCAGUGGCCUGCUUAACUCCACCUCAGACUCUGACCUCGUGCGCUACCGAACCAUUAGCAAGAUACCCCAAAUCACCCUCAACUUUGUGGACCUCAAAGGCGACCCUUUCCUGGCUUCACCCACCAGUGACCGGGAAAUCAUAGCACCCAAGAUAAAAGAGCGGACCCACAAUGUCACCGAGAAGGUCACCCAGGUCCUGUCCUUGGGAGCCGAUGUGCUUCCUGAAUAUAAGCUGCAGGCCCCAAGAAUACACCGCUGGACCAUCCUACACUACAGCCCCUUCAAGGCAGUGUGGGACUGGCUCAUUCUGCUGCUGGUCAUCUACACAGCUGUCUUCACACCGUACUCGGCUGCCUUCCUGCUGAAGGAGACUGAAGAUGGGUCCCAAGCCCCUGACUGCGGCUAUGCCUGCCAGCCUCUGGCUGUAGUGGACCUCCUCGUGGACAUCAUGUUCAUUGUGGACAUCCUUAUCAAUUUCCGCACCACCUACGUUAACGCCAAUGAAGAGGUGGUCAGCCAUCCUGGCCGCAUCGCUGUGCACUACUUCAAGGGCUGGUUCCUCAUCGACAUGGUGGCUGCCAUCCCCUUCGACCUGCUCAUCUUUGGCUCUGGCUCUGAGGAGCUCAUCGGACUGCUGAAAACUGCCAGGCUGCUGCGGCUGGUGCGAGUGGCUCGGAAGCUGGACCGCUACUCGGAGUAUGGGGCAGCAGUGCUCUUCCUGCUCAUGUGCACCUUCGCGCUCAUUGCACACUGGUUGGCCUGCAUCUGGUACGCCAUCGGCAACAUGGAACAGCCUCACAUGGACUCACACAUUGGCUGGCUGCACAACUUGGGCGACCAGAUCGGCAAGCCCUACAACAGCAGCGGCCUGGGAGGCCCCUCCAUCAAGGACAAGUACGUCACAGCGCUCUACUUCACCUUCAGCAGCCUCACCAGCGUGGGCUUUGGCAAUGUCUCUCCCAACACCAACUCAGAAAAGAUCUUCUCCAUCUGUGUCAUGCUCAUUGGCUCCCUCAUGUAUGCCAGCAUCUUCGGCAACGUGUCCGCCAUCAUCCAGCGGCUGUACUCGGGCACGGCCCGCUACCACACACAGAUGCUCCGGGUGCGGGAGUUUAUCCGCUUCCAUCAGAUUCCCAACCCGCUACGCCAGCGCCUCGAGGAGUACUUCCAGCACGCUUGGUCCUACACCAACGGCAUCGACAUGAAUGCGGUGCUGAAGGGUUUCCCCGAGUGCCUGCAGGCUGACAUCUGCCUACAUCUAAACCGCUCACUGCUGCAGCACUGCAAACCAUUCCGAGGGGCCACUAAAGGCUGCCUGAGGGCCCUGGCCAUGAAAUUCAAGACCACACAUGCGCCACCAGGGGACACGCUGGUGCACGCUGGGGACCUGCUUACUGCCCUCUACUUCAUCUCCAGGGGCUCCAUCGAGAUCCUGCGGGGUGAUGUCGUGGUGGCCAUCUUGGGGAAGAACGACAUCUUUGGAGAGCCUCUGAACCUGUAUGCACGUCCUGGGAAGUCCAAUGGGGAUGUGAGGGCCCUCACUUACUGUGACCUGCACAAGAUCCAUCGAGACGAUCUGCUGGAGGUGUUGGACAUGUACCCCGAGUUCUCAGACCACUUUUGGUCUAGCCUGGAGAUCACCUUCAACCUUCGAGAUACCAACAUGAUUCCUGGCUCCCCCAGCAGUGCGGAACUAGAGAGCGGCUUCAACAGGCAGCGAAAGCGCAAACUGUCCUUCCGGAGGCGUACUGACAAGGACACAGAGCAGCCAGGGGAGGUGUCAGCCCUGGGGCAAGGCCCUGCCCGAGUUGGGCCAGGGCCGAGUUGCCGGGGACAGCCGGGAGGGCCAUGGGGGGAGAGCCCAUCCAGUGGCCCUUCCAGCCCAGAGAGCAGUGAGGAUGAGGGCCCAGGUCGCAGCUCCAGCCCCCUCCGCCUGGUGCCCUUCUCCAGCCCCAGGCCUCCCGGAGACUCCCCAGGUGGGGAGCCUUUGACAGAGGAUGGAGAGAAAAGCAGUGACACUUGUAAUCCCCUGUCAGGUGCCUUCUCUGGGGUGUCCAAUAUUUUCAGCUUCUGGGGGGACAGUCGGGGGCGCCAGUACCAGGAGCUGCCUCGAUGCCCUGCCCCGGCCCCUAGCCUCCUCAACAUCCCCUUGUCUAGCCCUGGCCGGCGUUCCCGGGGUGACGUGGAGAGCAGGCUGGAUGCACUCCAGAGACAGCUGAACAGGCUGGAAACCCGGCUAAGUGCAGACAUGGCCACUGUCCUACAGCUGCUACAGAGGCAAAUGACCCUGGUCCCUCCUGCCUACAGUGCUGUGACCACCCCUGGGCCUGGCCCCACUUCCACGUCCCCUUUGUUGCCUGUCGGCCCCGUCCCCACUCUCACCCUGGACUCGCUUUCUCAGGUUUCCCAGUUCGUGGCGUUUGAGGAGCUUCCUGCAGGAGCCCCAGAGCUCCCCCAAGAUGGCCCCACUCGACGCCUCUCCCUGCCGGGCCAGCUGGGGGCCCUCACCUCCCAGCCCCUGCACAGACAUGGCUCAGAUCCAGGCAGUUAGUGACGCUGCCCGGUGUGGACACGUGGCUCACCCUGGGGUCAGGGGAUUACCUGACCGCUCUCCUUGGAGACCCUGGUUUGAAGGGGAGAACAGUGCAGGAGCACCUCCUCCCCCGCCCUUGGGACCAGCAUCUCCUCCUGCAAUACCCUGGGCCCCACUGGGAGGGGCAGGGGCAGAGCUGGGCAGUGGACAGGGGGUCUGUGGUCCCCCCACUGCCCUGGGGGCAUUAGCUGGUCUAACUGCCCGGAGGCACCCGGCCCUGGGCCUUAGGCACCUCAAGGACUUUUCUGCUAUUUACUGCUCUUAUUGUUAAGGAUAAUAAUUAAGGAUCAUAUGAAUAAUUAAUGAAGAUGCUGAUGACUAUGAAUAAUAAAUAAUUAUCCUGAGGAGA